This is a messenger RNA of Staurois parvus, 654 nucleotides long. The record is from the annotation of a GenBank genome assembly. Lineage: Eukaryota; Metazoa; Chordata; Amphibia; Anura; Ranidae.
CUCCCCUACAGUCUUGCACAGGGGUACCGGCUCUUCCCCUACAGUCUUGCACAGGUGUACCGGCUCCUCCCCUACAGUCUUGCACAGGUGUACCGGCUCCUCCCCUUUAGUCUUGCACAGGUGUACCGGCUCCUCCCCUCCAGUCUUGCACAGGUGUACCGGCUCCUCCCCUCCAUUCUUGCACAGGUGUACCGGCUCCUCCCCUACAGUCUUGCACAGGUGUACUGGCUCCUCCCCUUUAGUCUUGCACAGGUGUACCGGCUCCUCCCCUACAGUCUUGCACAGGUGUACCGGCUCCUCCCCUACAGUCUUGCACAGGUGUACCGGCUCCUCCCCUCCAGUCUUGCACAGGUGUACCGGCUCCUCCCCUCCAGUCUUGCACAGGUGUACCGGCUCCUCCCCUCCAGUCUUGCACAGGUGUACCGGCUCCUCCCCUACAGUCUUGCACAGGUGUACUGGCUCCUCCCCUUUAGUCUUGCACAGGUGUACCGGCUCCUCUCCUGGACUGAAAUGGCUUCCUCUGAUUUCACCGCACACUGUGAGCUUCUCACAAUGUGCAUUAGAAGCUGCAGCAAGUCAGACAGAGCUCUGCCUCAUUUCCUAACUGGAGGACAUCCAGCAUCAUCUAGACCUUUCCUCCCUGGACUGACUCUC